This is a messenger RNA of Sugiyamaella lignohabitans, 1293 nucleotides long. It is a transcript of the gene ZUO1, whose product is annotated as zuotin. Gene Ontology annotation, cellular component: cytosol. Gene Ontology annotation, biological process: regulation of translational fidelity; 'de novo' cotranslational protein folding. Lineage: Eukaryota; Fungi; Ascomycota; Dipodascomycetes; Dipodascales; Trichomonascaceae. Gene Ontology annotation, molecular function: Hsp70 protein binding; ribosome binding. The record is from RefSeq and is a predicted model, not a curated record. The coding region runs from base 1 to 1293 and encodes 430 amino acids. The transcript has a single exon.
AUGGUUUCUACUUUGCCACAAUUACCUGCUGAUUGGAGCGCUCCUGAGGGAUUCAGCGCCACUGCUACUUUCAGCUCGCCUGUUAAGAGACAGGUCGAACCUGUUGGUCCUGGCUUCUUGGCCCAUGCUCGUCGUACUUUGAGAGGCCGUACCUGGUCCGAGGAUGAAAAGAUUCAAGCUCAACAAAACGUUAAAAAGGUCGAGGAUGAUAACAACGAUGAUCUUGUUGAAGAUGAGCCUGAAGAUCCUGAAAUGUUGAAGAGAGAUCCUAAAGACUGGAAGAAGCAAGAUCACUACGCCGUGUUGGGUCUGUCCAAGUACAGAUACAAGGCUACUGAGGAGCAAAUCCGUAUUGCCCACCGUAGAAAGGUUCUCAAGCACCACCCUGAUAAGAAGGCUGCUGAGGGUCAACUCAAUGAAGAUGGCUUUUUCAAGUGUAUCCAAAAGGCUUUCGAGAUUCUUCUUGAUUCUAACAAGAGAAGACAAUGGGACUCUGUUGAUCCUAAGGCCAAUGUUCUUCCUCCUAAGAACAAGGGUGGUGAUUUCUUUGAAGAUUGGACCAAGGUCUUUGAUGCUGAGGGCCGUUUCUCUAACAAGCAACCUGUUCCUUCUUUGGGUACUUUGGAGACCGAGAAGCCUGAGGUCGAUGCCUUUUAUGCUUUCUUUUACAAUUUUGACUCUUGGAGAACCUUUGAGUACUUGGAUGAGGAUGUUCCAGAUGACACUUCUAACAGAGAUAAUAAGCGUUAUAUUGAGAAGAAGAAUAAGGCUGCUCGUCAAAAGCACAAGACCGAUGAUAUUGCUAGAUUAAGAAAGCUUGUCGAUACUGCUCUUAAGCUUGACCCUCGUAUUCAACUUUUCAAGGAGAAGGAGCGCAAAGCUAAGGAGCAACGUAAGUGGGAGAGAGAAGCUGGUGCACGUGAGGCUGCCGAGGCUGAGAAGAAGGCCAAGGAAGAAGCUGAGAAGAAACGUGCUGAGGAGGAGUCAGCUUCCAAGGCUGCUAAGGAAAAUUCCAAAAAGGCUAAGGAAGCCGCCAAGAAUGCUAAGAAGAAGAACAAGAGAACUAUCCGUGGAAGUGUUAAGGACGUCAAUUACUUUGCUGCUGCUGGUUCUGAGCCCUCUGCUGCUGAUAUUGAUGCCAUCUUGAAUGAUGUUGAUGCUAUCAUCGACAAGCUUGACGAUGUUAAGCUUCAAGACCUUGCUAACAAGCUUUCAAACAACCCCGAUGCUGACACCGUCAAGGCUGCCUUUACUGAAUCCAAGGAUGUCGUUUCGGGUCUUAAGUACUUUUAG